UGGCAGAGGCACCUCCCCUUGGGCGCGGAGGGGGUGACCGACACGGCCCCUCCCCCCCUUCCGUGUCCUGAUCUCGUGCCUCUGGAGGAAGUUAAAGCCCCGCGUGGCCCGGAGAGGAGCUCCCAGUUCCCGCGUGUGCUCCUGCACGUCUAGCGCCCACCAUGUGGCCCCUCGUCCUGGUCCUGCUGUGGGGCUGCCUCUUGUUCCCAGGUUGUGGAGCCCUGGUGGGCCCCAAGGAGAUCAGCGGAUUUGAAGGUGACACCGUGUUCCUGCAGUGCACCUACAGGGAGGAGCUGAGGAAGCACAAGAAAUACUGGUGCAAGGAGAGUGGGUUCUUUAUCUCCCGCUGCUCCAGCACCGUCUACGCGGAGGACGACGGCCAGGAGAGGACGGAGGGCAGGGUGUCCCUCCAAGACAACCCCCAGGAGCUCACGCUCAAAGUGACCCUGAGGAAACUCACCCUGCAGGAUGCCGGGAAGUACUUCUGUGGGGUCUCAAAACUGGGCCGAGAUGAAUCUUUCCUGGUCUCUCUGCUUGUCUUUCCAGGUCCCUGCUGCCCUCCCUCCCCCACUCCCUCCUUCCAGCCUCUCGCUACAAGGAGCCUCCAGCCCCAGGCAAAAGCUUGGCAAACUCCGCUCCCAGAAUUGACUUCUCCUGGUCUCCACCAAACAGUCACCACAGCCACGCGGGGGAAGACAGGGGCCGAGGCCUCUCCAUUCCCAGGGACUACUCCGUCCAGGCCCACAGGAACCACCCCGUACGCAGGAACCUCUCCAUAUGCAGGCACCUCUCCUCACGAAGCAACCUCUCCUCAUGCAGGGACCCUCCGCCCAUCCACACAGCCGGAGCCCGCCUCGACAGAGGACACUCGUCUGGCCCCCAGCAGGACCUCCCUGUCCAGCUCAACUGGCCACAGAGACACAGAGGAACGAGAAGGUCCACCUCUCACACUUGGUAAGGAAGGCAGCUGGCCCAAGCUCGGAUCCCUGUGGGUCGCUGGACUACGCCGUGAUCAACCUUGCAGGGCCCCCUGGGCCUCGAGCCAGCCCAGAGCCCUCCGUCAACCCCUGCACAGAAAUCCGGGGCCUCAGCCAGACUUCAGAGGAAGAAGAAGUCUAUUUCCAGGACCAGGAGGGGGACAUGAUCCCAGGGCCUCCCCUCCACAUGUCUGGGGAGGAGCUCGGCUUCUCGAAGUUCAUCUCAGUGUAGCGGCGAAAAUGCUUACGGGGGAUCUGAAUGGCUGGCUAUGCGCUAACCCGGAUAAGUUUCCUGCUACAGCUUUCAGAGUGCACCUGCCAGGCUCUGGAGCUGUCCCCUGACCCUUUCCAGGCUCUCCUCCUUCGUGCCCCAGCCCGACUGGAAGCUUUUGUCAGCCCUGGAGCCUGCAGUGGGGGUCUCACAGUCCCAGCGGGAGCCUGGGACCUGCCCAGUAUGUUCACAUGCUGGCCUAGUCGUGCGGCCAAGGAACUUACAGCCCGUGGAGCUCACCAGAGCCGGGCCCAGCUCCGGAGAUCUGGUCUGACUUUGUAUCUGUUGCAAGAAAUCCCCUGGGCCUGGGCGCCCAACAACAGCCACCCUCUCCAGACCUCACCAUCUUCUCUCUUCCUUCCUGACUCAGCACCACUGUCUCCUGCAUAAGUGAGUGAG
This is a messenger RNA of Leopardus geoffroyi (Geoffroy's cat), 1647 nucleotides long. It is a transcript of the gene CD300LG, whose product is annotated as CD300 molecule like family member g. Gene Ontology annotation, molecular function: transmembrane signaling receptor activity. NCBI's taxonomy places the organism in Eukaryota, Metazoa, Chordata, Mammalia, Carnivora, Felidae. The record is from RefSeq and is a predicted model, not a curated record. The coding region runs from base 162 to 1319 and encodes 385 amino acids. Gene Ontology annotation, cellular component: plasma membrane. The transcript is spliced from 7 exons.